AUGGCCGACACCGCACGCGCAGCCACCGCGCAGAAGCAGCACCGGCGCCCAGGCUCGCGCAUCGUGCCUGCCAUCCCCUACCGUCUGUCCAAGUCUCAACCAUCAGCCAGACCCAUCACACCAGACGGCUCCACCAAGGACAGCGUUGCCCAGCCAGCUAAGCCGCAGCCGGAGCCGCAAUCCGCGCACAAGAGGCAGGAACAAGAGCAAACAGAAAAUCAGCAGACCGAGGCGGCGCAGACUCCUCUUACGCCAGAGUCAAACACUUCGGGCGCAGAAAAGAGAGAGCCCGAUGCCACCGCCGCGCCUGGCCCGUUGCAGAAUGGCCACUCGGCACCGGCAGACACUCAUGAUGCAGAGACCCACGUCAACGGCCAUGCCGACGAGAAGCCUCCCGCGCCCGUGGCGCCCAGCGCUGAGCCCAAGCCUGCCACGAACGGAGUGCACCGCAAACUGACCAUACCCGCUCACCUGCCCCCGCCCUUCUAUCCCUCGAACAAGACGGACACACAGACACCACCCACAGAAGGCAGCGACAGCGCUCACACUUCCUCGCACCGCCACCAGCUCAGUGCUGGUGCUCUGGUCUUCCAGAGCGCGAAUGAGUCACCGGCACCUCCUGCGGCUCCUCAAGAGCCAGAGCUGCACCAGCACGAACAGCACGCGCUGCCUCGUCCUCCGCCUGGAUUCGGUCCCCAGCAAUUUGCGCCCUUCUUCCCCGGCCACGCCCAGCAUCCCUCAGAGGCAGGAGCACCCUGGCAUGUGCCGCCACAAGCAGUCGCGCCGCCUGAAGCUGCCUACGCAAACGGCUCCGAGUUUAGACCCUCGCAGUUUCCCAGCGGCCCAGUCCUCUAUCCGGGUCCUCCCAACGGUCACUUCUCGCCGGAACAGGCAGCUUUUGUCGCAAACGGUACCCGCACCUCUCACUCGCAGUCACCGAGCAAGGCACAAUUUGGCGACACCGUACCCACGUCAGACCACGGGGACGAGCAUCAUGCUAUGCCCUACCAGAAUGGCACUGCCCCUCCUACCGAACGCCUCGAGGAGUCGCCGUUCGAACUUGCCAGCUAUUUGUCAAUCCAAUUCGCCAACCCCGAAUUCGCCGACUUCAUCCUCCAAGUACGGUCGCCCGAGUCAAUCCUAAUGUCAGUGCCAGUGCACGGUAUCGUAGUCGUGCGUAGCCCGGUCAUAGCCGAAGCAGUUCGUCGCAGCCCGGCCCCAAGCCACCGCAGCAGAGACGCGCGCCGACUGGUCGAUGUCCUUGCGCUCGACCCUUUCACCACCGGCGAAUCCCUAGAGGAAGCUGUCAGGGUUCUGUAUGGCGCCCCGCUCCUUUCUGCCCAGACCUUCCUGUACGGCCUUGCACCUUACAUGUACGAGAACGACCAAGCGACCCCUUCCAAUGACGCCCGUAUGCGCAUGCGACAAGUUCUGAGCUACGUUGCGGCAGCAAGGACUCUCCAGAUGCCUAGCAUGCAGGCGCGUGGUAUCGAGAUCGCAAGGAUGCUUCUCCGAUGGGAUACUGUCGAGCAGGUACUGCAGUAUACACUGCAGGCCAGCUCCGGGUCACGAUCAAGAGGUGAAGGUCCCGAUGCAGAAGACCCCUUUAUUUCAAUGCUUCUCAAUCACGCUCUCGAGUUCAUCGCAUACACCUUCCCUGUCGACUUCAAAUUGUACGCGAUAGCCCCAGAGUUUUCAGAUGCCCCACGUCUGCCAGCACUCGUUGAACCACGCAACGCCGCGCAUAACCCAAGGCUAAGCAAGAUUCGGUUCGGUGACGCGCCACCGGAAGAUGAUCACCGCCCUAGCCACGCGACCGUCGUGCUGUCGACUAUCCUGCUAUCUUUGCCACUUCCACUCGUGGAACGGCUCUUCAAUCAUCGGGCAACAGCGAAUCAACUCGGAUGGAGUGGUGCCACCAAGAUCUUGCGCGAAGUAGUCAACGAGCGUGAGAAUCGGCGCCAAAAAGCAUCGGCGGGCCAGUUGAAGCCGGGCCAAGAUGGCACCAUUCCAGCCGGCCUCUUGAACAACGUGUAUCUUGAAGAACGCGUGGAGCAAGUCGAGCCAUCACCUCUUCACCCUUCCGGCCAUCGCUUGGCGACGAAACGGGUCGCCAGCGACACAUGA
This is a messenger RNA of Alternaria arbusti, 2127 nucleotides long. RefSeq lists its product as uncharacterized. Bases 1 to 2127 code for a protein of 708 amino acids. The transcript is spliced from 2 exons. NCBI's taxonomy places the organism in Eukaryota, Fungi, Ascomycota, Dothideomycetes, Pleosporales, Pleosporaceae. The record is from RefSeq and is a predicted model, not a curated record.